Messenger RNA from Monoraphidium neglectum, 375 nucleotides. RefSeq lists its product as hypothetical. Lineage: Eukaryota; Viridiplantae; Chlorophyta; Chlorophyceae; Sphaeropleales; Selenastraceae. Bases 1 to 375 code for a protein of 124 amino acids. The transcript has a single exon. The record is from RefSeq and is a predicted model, not a curated record.
AUGUCGCAGCAGCACUCGCUGAAGCCGUCAGAGCUCAUCGACCUGCUGCUCGAGGCGGCGCGCGGGGGGGCGCCCUUGGACUGGCCGAAGCUCGCGUUUGAGGCUGAGCGCUUCGCCUCGGAUGAUGGGUCGGUCCCGGCGUCCGAGGUCGCGGCCGCCGUCGACGCGUGGCUGGCGGCGAACCCGGGUGCGCCGCCCAACCGCGACGGCACGCCGCGGCGGAAGCUGAUAAGGGAGGGGCUGCUCGCGCACCCGCAGCUGGGGCCGCGGCUGCGGGCGGCCGAGGAGGCCGAGGGGGGCGGGGGGCUGAGUGGGACGUACGCGCUGAUCUCGCUCGCGCUGGGGGCGCGUGCUGCGGGGGUCCGCCUGCAUUGA